CAUUCAUACUAUACACUACCAACAUGACUUCUCCCAACGUUUCCGAGCCUGAGUUCGAGCAGGCCUACAAGGAGCUGGUCUCCACCCUCGAGAACAGCACCCUAUUCGAGAAGAACCCCGAGUACAAGAAGGCUCUCGAGGUCGCCGCCAUCCCCGAGCGCGUCAUCCAAUUCCGUGUCGUCUGGGAGGAUGACAAGGGCCAAUGCCAGGUCAACCGCGGUUACCGUGUCCAGUUCAACUCCGCCCUCGGUCCUUACAAAGGUGGCCUACGAUUCCACCCUUCCGUCAACCUCUCCAUCCUGAAGUUCUUGGGUUUCGAGCAGAUCUUCAAGAAUGCUCUUACUGGGCUGUCGAUGGGUGGUGGUAAGGGUGGUGCCGACUUUGACCCCAAGGGCAAAUCAGACAACGAGAUCCGAAAGUUCUCCGUCGCCUUCAUGAACGAGCUGCAGAAGCACAUCGGUGCCGACACUGACGUGCCCGCUGGUGACAUCGGUGUCUCGCCUCGCGAGAUCGGAUGGAUGUUCGGUACCUACCGCAUGCGUAAAGGCAAGUGGGAGGGUGUCCUCACCGGAAAGGGCGGUAGCUGGGGUGGUAGCUUGAUCCGCCCGGAGGCUACUGGUUACGGUCUGGUCUACUACGUCGAGCACAUGAUCAAGCACGCCUCAAAGGGCCAGGAAUCCUUCCAGGGCAAGCGUGUGGCCAUCUCCGGUUCCGGAAACGUCGCUCAAUACGCCGCCCUUAAGGCCAUUGAGCUCGGCGCCACCAUCGUCUCCCUCUCCGACAGCAAGGGUGCACUGAUCGCCACCGAUGACAAGGGAAUCACUCCCGAGCUCGUCAGCACCAUUGCUCAGCUCAAGGUCGAGCGCAAGCAGCUUUCGGAGUUGGCCAACGCCUCAGAGUACAAGGACAAGUUUAAGUACGUCGAGGGUGCCCGACCCUGGACCCACGUCGGAAACGUCGACGUUGUCCUGCCUUCCGCAACCCAGAACGAAAUCUCAGGAGAGGAGGCCGAGGCUCUCGUCAAGGCUGGUGCCAAAUUCGUCGCUGAGGGUUCAAACAUGGGUUCCACCCAGGAGGCCAUUGAUGUUUUCGAGAAGACUCGUCGCGAGAAGGGCUCUGAUGCGUUGUGGUACGGACCUGGCAAGGCUGCCAACGCUGGUGGCGUGGCCGUCUCCGGUCUCGAAAUGGCCCAGAACAGCGCACGCCUGAAGUGGACCGCCGAGGAGGUCGACCAGAAGCUCAAGGGUAUCAUGGAGGACUGCUUCAACAACUGCUUGAAGACCGCCCAAGAGUUUGUGCCGCCGAAGGAGGGCGAGCUGCCAUCGCUCGUCGCUGGUGCCAACAUUGCUGGUUUCAGCAAGGUCGCCGCUGCGAUGAAGGACCAGGGUGACUGGUGGAAGUCGGACUAAGCUCCAUCUUUCUUUCAAAAGCUGUGGGCCAGGAGAUGACGAAGGG
Messenger RNA from Dissoconium aciculare CBS 342.82, 1455 nucleotides. RefSeq names its product glutamate dehydrogenase. Bases 24 to 1409 code for a protein of 461 amino acids. NCBI's taxonomy places the organism in Eukaryota, Fungi, Ascomycota, Dothideomycetes, Mycosphaerellales, Dissoconiaceae. Gene Ontology annotation, molecular function: L-glutamate dehydrogenase (NADP+) activity. The transcript has 5 exons. The record is from RefSeq and is a predicted model, not a curated record. Gene Ontology annotation, cellular component: cytosol.